This is a messenger RNA of Struthio camelus australis, 1452 nucleotides long. NCBI's taxonomy places the organism in Eukaryota, Metazoa, Chordata, Aves, Struthioniformes, Struthionidae. The record is from RefSeq and is a predicted model, not a curated record.
AUGGUGCCAGAAAAGCAGCUAGAAGAAAGGUGCGAGAGGUCCUUGGAGAAGAUCUUCAGGCCCAGCCAGUGUCUGCGCAGCAUUGAGGGCCCCAGGGAAGUGAAAUGCCUCCCUGUGAUUGUGCAGGAUAGGAUGCAGGAGCACUGGCAGAAAGGGCUAGACUUCUCCUCCCUUGGCCAGUGGGAGGAAGCUAUCACCUGCUAUUCAAAAGCAAUCAACUUGGAUCCACAAAGGGCAGAGCUGUACCAGCAGCGGGCAGAGGCCUUCCUCCAGCUCUGUGACUUCCAGUCGGCCAUGCUGAACUUCAGGAAGGCGCUUACCCUGGCUCCUGCGCAACAGCAGCCCUGCCUCGCACGUCUGGCCCUGGUCCUUGACCUGCAGGGCCGAUGUCUGCUCAACCAGGAGCUCUACUGUGAGGCUCUGGAGGCCUUCACAAGGGCAGCCGAGUUGCAGCCUCACUGCAGGGUGUUUCGCCAGAGGAGCAUCAUGUGUCUUGCUGCCCUCAACAAGUUCCCAGAGUGCCUCCAGACGGUUAACAGAGAUCUGAAGGAAGACGUGAGGAACCCUGAUCUAGUGCCAGGCCCUGAUGAUGCCUGGCCUCCUGGGCAGCUGGCCCUGUGUUACCAGGACAUUCAGCAGGCCCUGGAGCUGGAGCCACAGCAUGGAGCUGCCCAAGCUCUGAAGCAGAGGCUGCUGAGAAGAGGCCGAGAGGCCAAGGCUGAGGCAGUGACGAAGGCUCUGCGCGGCGACCUGCGAGGAGCCCUGCUCAAGAUCAGCUUUGCCAUUGAGAAUGACCCCUGGGCUGCCGACUUCUUCAUCCUGAGGGGGACCCUCCUCCGACGGCUCAAGAACUUCAGUGCGGCUUGUGAGGAUUUUGCCAGGGCGAGGGAGCUGGGUGCUGAGGGGGGCCCUGAGGCCCAGGAGGCUUGGCGGCAGCUCGUGCUCACCUAUAAUGACUGCGCUGUGCGCUGCUACGCCCUGGGCCUCUUCGAUGAGGCUGUGAGGCUCCUUGGCGAGGCUCUGCGAAACGAGAAGAGGGAGAAAGGGCUCUACAUCAACAGAGGAGACUGCUUCCUUCGCCUGGGGGAGCUGGCCUACGCACUAGCGGAUUACCAGCAGGCACUGGAGCUGAGCCCAGGGGACUGGGGUGUGCGGAGACGGGUUGCAAUGGUGCUGCAUGAGCAGGGCCAGCAGGACUUAGCGGCGAGGCAGUACCAGGAGGCAGAAGCUCGCUUCUCUGCAGCCAUCAAGCAUGACCCCCACAAACCGCUGUACUACCUGUGCCGGGCCAGGGCCCGUGUGCGCCGGGGGGGAGUGGAGAGUGCAAGGGAGGACGUUGCGCUAAGUCUGUGGCUCGACCCCACUGACAGCGAGGGCAGCAGCCCUCCUGCAGCUGGCUGCGAUAAGAGCAGCGUGUCCUCACACUGCCAUUGCCUGCUGUGGCACAGCUGA